This is a messenger RNA of Angiostrongylus costaricensis, 426 nucleotides long. The record is from the annotation of a GenBank genome assembly. Lineage: Eukaryota; Metazoa; Nematoda; Chromadorea; Rhabditida; Metastrongylidae.
AUGGAGGCGUCUGGCCGAGCGCAUUAUAUCAAAGCGGCGUUGAUUCCGUUGAUAUCGAUCAUUAUUUGUGCGGUGAGCUACGGUAUUCUUAUCAGGACCGUUAAAAAUAACACCAUCCAUACACGUCGUAAAGAUAUUCGAUUGAGCAUUCAAGUCGUUGGUCUACUUAUCGCUUUACUCAUCACAUGCAUUCAUUUCUGUGCACAGUAUAUUUUUAACAAAAAUAAUAUGACAAACUACGUGUACAGUAUGCGUCAGUUCACUCCACUAUGGAUCGGAGUAUUGACGUUCAUCAAUCCGUGGAUGGUCAUGCUAUUGAAUCGUCCACUUCGACAAGCGGUUAUCUUCAAACGCCGCGAAAACACAGCUCGUGUGUUUGGAUCGCGGACGAUUCAACCGAAGUCGAUGUUCAACGAAACGGGAUAA